ACAACAAAAAGCAUCAUGGUGAAAUAUCAUAUACUAGAUAUUUUAGUUUUAAUGGUUGUAUUGUCGGCUAAAUUAGACGCCCAAAUGACUACUACUAGUGCGCCCACUGCUGCACCCACUCCUGGACCAACUCCUGGACCCACUGGUGGACCCACUCCUGGACCCACUGGUGGACCCACUGGUGGACCCACACCUGCACCCACUGGUGGGCCCACUCCUGCACCCACUGGUGGACCCACUCCUGCACCCACUGGUGGGCCCACUCCUGCACCCACUGGUGGACCCACACCUGCACCCACUCCUGGACCAACUCCUGCACCUACUGCUGGACCUACACCACCGCCCGGUCUAUUUGUUGUGACCAUUAGCGAACCGGCCACAAACCGGGAGACCACCUAUCAAGUAGCUGGCAAUACAACCGUCGGUCAACUUAAACAAUAUUCGGCCCCAUAUUUUGGUUAUACUGUACCCGAAAUGAACUUAACAUAUAUGUCGUUCAUUGAUCUUGUUGAUAAUACUAGACUAUCCCAAUACGGUAUGACUACCGGUGCCACGAUUACACUGACUAAAAGAGCCGACACAACGGCAGCACCGGUAGUAACUACAGCACCGGUAGUAACACAAGCACCUACUACUACUACUACUACUACCCAGCCAUCAUUUACACGAUCGCCACUAGGAAUACUAGCACCGGGUGGUCCUGGAUCAUUUACUAUUACGGUAACGGAGCCGCAAACUGGCCGAUCGACUACCUAUCAGUUCAAUGGUAGUCUACUAGUCGAUCAAUUGCGCCGUAUGACUGGCCAAUAUUUUGGCUAUCCACCUGGGCAAAUUAGGCUACAAUUUGGCCCGUAUUUUGCACUGAAUAAUGGUAACAAAAUAUGGCAAUACGGUAUCAAUAAGCCAUCGACAGUAUUAUUGUUUCACAAAUAA
Oppia nitens is the source of this 933-nucleotide messenger RNA. RefSeq names its product mucin-2-like. The record is from RefSeq and is a predicted model, not a curated record. NCBI's taxonomy places the organism in Eukaryota, Metazoa, Arthropoda, Arachnida, Sarcoptiformes, Oppiidae. Gene Ontology annotation, molecular function: protein binding. The coding region runs from base 16 to 933 and encodes 305 amino acids. The transcript has 3 exons.